AUGGCAGGGUCAUACAUCAUGGAGGGCCCACUGAGCAAGUGGACGAACCUGAUGAAGGGUUGGCAGUACAGGUGGUUUGUUCUCGAUGAUAAUGUCGGUCUCUUGUCUUAUUACACCAGUAGGGAGAAGAGAGUGAGAGGUGAACGAAGAGGCUGUGUCAGACUGCAGGGGGCAGUGAUAGGCAUUGAUGAUGAAGAUGACAGUACAUUCACUAUAACCGUUGAUCAGAAAACUUUCCAUUUCCAAGCCAAGCAUGCCGACGAGAAAGAGCAGUGGAUCAAUUGUUUGGAGUCCUCUAUUAUGAAGAUUUCGCAGCCAAAGCUUCCAUCUUUUACGUACAGCUACGGCCUGGCAAACAAUGCAACGAUGUCCGAUUUUGAUAAGAAGCUCGCAGAGGCUGAUUCGUAUUUGAAAAUUCUUAUUGAGCAGAUUCAGGAUUUGGACGCAAGAAUGAAGUUGUGUUGUGAUGAAAAGUCUUUUGGACAAUUUCAAUCGCUGAAGUCAUCUGCUGAGAUUUUGGUCGAGUCUAUUAAGCAGACGAUCGUCUUCUUGCAAAUUUCCAAGCACAACAUAAUGCAGAUGAACACGUCAACAACAAAACAGCAGCAACAUUACAGAGCAGAUGCGUGCAACACAAUGCAACAGCAGCAACAACUUCAAACAUCUACCGUUAAUGGGGACGGAUGCCCUGUCAUAGAUACAAUAGUGCAUAGAUCAGCAGAAUGUCUAGUCGAUUCGUCAGCUUCUGACGUGCAGUGUGCAAUGAACCACGACCAUCACCAUCCACACCACCUGCAGCCCAACCACUCUGCCCUUAGUAAUUCAUUACCAAACUUGCUCACCCCAUCUGAAGAUUUUCACGAUAUACAAAAUCAAGAUGGCCUGAGCAAAGCAACAAAUCCUACAACAGCCUCACCGGCUACAGCUGCAACAGCAACUGCAAUACCUGUCUUCAGUGCAACCACAACAAAUGCAAAUGCAGACACAAAUGAUGACUCCUACUCUUCUAGUGAUGAUGACGAUAGAUAUUAUGAUGCAGAAGAUGUUUCAAGAGAAUUCAUGGAAGCGCAAAGAUGCAGAUCAUUAUCAAAAUCGAUCAACAAAAGACCAGGUGUAGAUGUGUAUGAAGAAGAUGAUGACGAAGAAGAAGGAAUUGAAUCGAUGGAGAACCAUGGCAACUUACUUACGCACCUCCUCAGCCAGCUGCACAUCGGCAUGGACCUCACAAAGGUUGUCCUGCCAACCUUCAUACUCGAGAAACGGUCACUUCUCGAGAUGUAUUCAGAUUUCUUGGCCCAUCCUGAUCUCUUCGUUAGUAUUGCAGAGCAGUCAACAGCCAAGGAUCGCCUCGUACAAACAGUCAGAUUCUACUUGUCGGCAUUCCACGCAGGCAAGAAAAGUGGGGUAGCAAAAAAGCCGUACAACCCAAUACUCGGGGAAUGCUUCAAAUGUUUCUACGAACUACCUCAGACCACUUGCACAAGCACAGCAGAAACAAGAGCUGAAGAUAAAGAUGGACCCAUACCAUGGUGUUCGAAGAGUAAUUUAUCAUUUGUUGCUGAACAAGUAUCUCAUCAUCCACCAAUUUCAGCUUUCUAUGCUGAAUGUUACAACAAGAGAAUAUCGAUUAAUGGCUACAUUUGGACGAAGUCGAAAUUUCUCGGCCUGUCGGUUGGCGUGCACAUGAUCGGCCAGGCUGUCAUUUCGCUGCUCGAUCACGAUGAAGAUUACGUCGUCACCUUCCCGAACGGAUAUGGCAGGUCAUCCAUAUUGACUGUUCCAUGGAUGGAGCUCGGUGGAAAGGUUUCCAUCACCUGCUCCAAAACAGGCUACUCUGCUCAAAUUGAAUUUUUAACCAAGCCAUUCUACGGCGGCAAGAAGGACCAGGUGGUGGCCGAAAUGUUUGGUCCUAACGACAAGAAAGCUUUUGCCAGCGUGAGGGGGGAGUGGAAUGGAGUGAUGUUCCUCAAGCAAGGAAAUGUAAGCGAAGUCUUUCUGGACACCAAGAACAUGCCCAUCAUUAAGAAACAAGUGAAGCCAGUGGACCAGCAGGAAGAUUUUGAAUCUAGGAGACUCUGGAGAAACGUGACAGUGAACUUGAAGUCUCGAAACAUUGAGAAAGCCACUGAUUACAAGUGCCAACUGGAGCAACAUCAGAGAGAUGAAGCCAAGAGAAGGAAGGACAACUGCAUUCAUUAUGAAACCAAGUUAUUUCAUGAGGUGGGAGCUCACUGGGUCUUCGACAAGCCACUGGUCAAUCGAAUCAAAUCCCCAACUGGCCACAACUAAUCUUUCGGGCGUAACCAACAUUCACAUUUCACCUUAAACGUUAAUUGCUUGUAAUUCUGAAUAUUUUGUUUUCACUUUAACUUAUUUUUGCUUUGUUUGGCUAUUUGGUUUUCAAAUAUCUCAUUUUAUGUGUUUCGUUUUUUUAAAUGUUAUCAAUUUCAUGAAAACAAUCGUUUCAAUCUAAAUUUUUUCUUUAGGUAAUAUAAUUAUUAUAGUAUGAAAAAUUAUAUUUACAGUGUAAAGUUAAUAAGAUGAGCUCCUCUAACAAUAAAAUUUGUCCAUUCCGUUAUCCUAAUAUAUGGUCGUGUGAUGUGAAUUCGUUUUGAAGUGACGUCAAAUAUUUUCCAGUUGGCUAUUCCACUUCUCCGCACUUUUGUUUCUUUAGUUAAUGUUAUAUGUAUAAGUACUACUUAAUUGUAAACUAAUAGUUACUGUUUAUAUUUUUGUUCAGUAAUGCCACGGUCCAACCAUGUUCAUCAAUGGGUUUCUUUUUUUAAAUAGUCAUAAAUUGAAUUUUACACUUCACACAAACACCCCACAAUAACACCAACAUUCAUCAGCUUUUUAAUAAUGUUUCUCUCUUACUCUUUUCAUCUUUGAAUGUUAAUGAAAGUUUGAUUAAUUUGCGCAAAUAAUAUUGUAACCCAUAAAAAUAUUAACAUUUUCAGAUGGUUGAAGACUUAAUUGAAUUAUUCUUUGAUAUAAAUAAAAACUCCUUAUAUGCAAUUAUUCAAGAAAUAUUUUAUUCCUUAGGUUUGGUUUAAACUCUUUUCAAACAUGCCAUAUUUUUAACUUAAACUAGCAACAUAGAUGUUUCAAACAUUAAGUUUGGUGUUUUUGUUUUUUUUCGCAAUAAAUUUAUUUAAAGUUUUUUUUCAUCAUAAACCAAAAAUAUUGUAAUGUUAUGUAAGGCAUUAGUAUCCUCUUUCUCAAAUAUUU
Molecule: messenger RNA, 3228 nt
Organism: Helobdella robusta
Lineage: Eukaryota; Metazoa; Annelida; Clitellata; Rhynchobdellida; Glossiphoniidae
Exons: 22
Coding region: 1-2289 (762 amino acids)
Cellular component (GO): membrane; cytosol; intracellular membrane-bounded organelle
Molecular function (GO): sterol binding
Source: RefSeq, a predicted model, not a curated record